Molecule: messenger RNA, 5169 nt
Organism: Fusarium odoratissimum NRRL 54006
Lineage: Eukaryota; Fungi; Ascomycota; Sordariomycetes; Hypocreales; Nectriaceae
Exons: 3
Coding region: 14-4852 (1612 amino acids)
Source: RefSeq, a predicted model, not a curated record
CCCCAAAGACGAGAUGAAAGCAAAUUCUCUCAUGAACAACAUCUUGAACCUUUAUAAAGAUUUCGGCCUCCCCAUCAACGGCAACAUGGGCGUCGACACAUCAGGCCUAGGCCUCACUGGAGGCUCGCCAGAUGCUGAUCCGGACACACCGCGCAGGCCGCGAAUGCGAAUGAAGAGGGGAGGGGCGGUGCUCACCCCAGAUCGCAAUGGAGUUUUUGAGUCAGAGACGCGUAAGAGGAAGCGAGGCCGCAGCUCCAGUAUUGCUCAGAAACGCCCGCGCAUUCAAGGUAACAGAAAUUCCAUACAUUUCAAUGCCGUCUACCAAAACAGACGCGCCGCCAAGAAGCACAUCAUUAUCCGGGUCCCCGAGGAUCCAGUGCGCCCGGCCAAGUUUUACAUCUUGCGAUGUGAGGAUCACGACAUCGACUUUGACGACAAUCCAUUACAGGCAGGUCUGGCGCAUUUGUCAGAAGAGCAUCAGCUUAAGAACCCUUCAUUCGAGACUGUUGUUCAGCACUUUGGUUAUGAGGUCAUUGGUUGCGACGAUGAAAAACUCAUUCAAAACAACAAAGUCGCCAAGGAAGCCUUUCAAAAAGGUGAAAAAGGAGCGCGAGACUUCAUUCGCGUUACUGAUAAGCCUUCACCAAAGACACCACGCAAGAAGACCAACGCCGUGAAAAAGGGUAGGUCAACGCGCAAGUCUCAGGACUCUAUCCAUCCUCGCGACUUGGUUCCUGGAGAUGUCUACAUCAUCUACUGGUCCGCGUCAAAACAGUGGUAUUGUGGUUUGUAUAUUCCUUUGGAAGAUCCCGAAUCCCUUGGAAUAGACGAAUCGCUCGAGGCGAUGGGGCUACUUAACAACGUACCGCCUUGUUAUGAGUACGACAGCUCCAGCAAGUCAUUCUCCUGGGCAGAGGGUUAUGAAGAUGGAGGAGAAGACGCUUCGGAGCAACACUUUCCGUUCAUGUUCUUUGAGGGACUUGAUUUUCCUGAUAUGUGCCAUGUUGCUUGGAUUCCCAUCGGCGAAAUUCAGCCUUGGGAUGAGGGCAAGGCGUUGAUGAUUAAGCAUAGCGACCAGGCUUUUGAAUAUCUCAAGCAGCGGGAGGCGGCUCAACAGCCCAAGCGGUGGGGUCCAAAUGAUGAGAUUCCAGACCCGACUGAUGACAACUCAACGUCGGAUCUUGCGCCUCGAUCACCAGUUGCAGAGUCUUCGACAGAUUUCCAACCUGCUCAGAACGCUGAGACCGUUACACCUAACACAGCCCCAGAAGCGGAUGCUGCUGAUCAGGCCGAAGACGCAGACGUGACUGGGCAGACUGAAGAAACACAGAAGGACACCGAACUAGCACCUGAAGAAGAGCAGGACACUCAACUAGUGCCUGAAGAAGCACAGGGCGCCCAGAUGGGAACCAAGGAAGCGCAGGACACCGAACUGAAAUCUGAAGAAGAGCAGGACGUUCAACCAGAGCCUGAAGAAGCGCAGAAGGACGCCAGACUGGAACCUGGAGAAGUGCAGAAGGAUACCCAAAUGGAAGUUGAAGAAGCGCAGGACACUGGACCAGAACCUGAGAAAGUCGCCGAGUCACCCGUACAACCCGAUAUAGUCGAAGACGAAGAUAUCGCCAUGAGUUCAGAGGAAAACCCUACCGAGGACAGCGAGGAUGUUGUAAUGGAAACUCCAGAAGAUGCAACUCAGGAACCUCUGCAACAGAAUGACUCUCAGUCUGAUGGGGACGAUCAGGAAAUUAUUCUUGAUACUCAGGAAGAUCCAGCCGAAAACGUCUCCUCCCCGAAGGAACCGGAAGAAGUCACCGCGGAACGAGAGCAGGAAAGCUUAUCUCACGAAGCAAGAGAAGCACGCUUACACAGUGUCGAUUUAGAGGAUCUCCUACUUGCAGGCGAGGAUCUGGAGUUCCAGUUUUCACAGUCUGAACAGAGGGAACUCGAUCAAAAACCGACACCUACACCUGCCCAUGAGACAAUUAGUCUUUCCCAGGCAGCAAAUGACGUUGUCAACACGAAGCAGGAAGAAAGCUUGCCUGCCUCGCCUAUACUCGGGAGAGCCAGUCUUACCAAGACGGAAAAUGACUCUGGUGAUGAGAGACGUGAGGCUAGUCAGCCUCAGCGCUCUUCUGUCGCUACGGAAUCUUCCCACGAUGAAACUCCACAGCCACGCCUUUCUUACGCUGAUAUGGGUCGCGCUUCUUCCUUGUCAGAGGGUGUUCCAAGCGAUGUAGUUGAUUCACGGCCGCAAAUUCAACCUGCUUCGAGACGGGCUCGAUCAGGGACACCUAAUCACAACGCGCUCGCUGCGCAGUCACGUAUGUCAUCGCUAUCAAAGUCACCUGUUGUAUCUCGACCGCCCGCAAUGUCGCCGCCAGCGACAAUACCGUUCUCACCCACAGCGCCGCCUGCCUCGACGCCUUUACAGCUGCCAAUGAUGUCGCAGCCUCCGCCGUCUUCUCAGCCAUCAGUACCACGGUCACCAACAUCGCAACGCCCGCCUUCAGGGUUACAGCACCCAGUCUCAUCAUGGCCGCUGGAUAACUCAUGGGCAUCGACGACACCACAGCGAUCAGGAGCAUCACAAUCAUCGGCUCUUGCGCGUCGGCCUGCACCAUCUCAGCCAACGGCAACUUCACAACCGCCGCCAUCAUCACAGCCUCCAGCGGCCAGGCCCUCGACAUUAUCCCCCCCAUCUUCAUCAUCUCAACCAUCGACUUCGGAGCCACCGUUCCGUACCCCAACAGCGCAAGAGCGGCCCGCAGCGCAAGUAGCAAUGUCUCCUGGGUCUGCUGUGUCUAACAGCGAACAGCCAAACAACGCAUGGCCGACUUCGCAGACAUCGCAGGUCCUGGCACCUCCCCGCCACUCACCAAUAGAGAGUCCACUGCCAGAAGAUGCUCAGACUCGCUCUGAAGUCUUGAGACAUCCUCAUGCAGCUCAGCCCAAGACGUCUGCGCAGGCUUUGGGAAACAGUCCCCGACCUAGCGAACUAUCACGUGCGACAAGGCCCAAGGCAUCAUCCAAGUCCUCAGUUGAUAUUGUUUUGCUUAACCGUCAAGCAGUCAAUGAAGCGCGGUCACAGUCCAUGACAACUGGACAGCAAGCAGCAACAACCAGUCCUACACAGAUGCCAGCAGCUCAUGAAAGACAUUCAGAACCUGCACAGAUAACGUCAAUGCCGCCAGCUAUGUCUGCUGCCAGACCUGAAGCCCCAGCUGCGCGCCGCCCGCUCCCUCGGGAGAGACCAUCACCUAGACCUUCUGCUUCACCGGUAAAGAGCCGUGAAGCCCCCAAGGCCAUGCCGUCACAAAAUCAGGCUCCCAGUGCUUCUUCCCAACAUCCUUCUGGGGCCGGGAACACUCCAGCAGCUCAGCCAGAGCGACCAGCACAAAUGCUCUCAGGUCAGCCACCUACCAGAUAUGCUUCUCGACCUACGUCCCCGGUACACCAAAACUCACCCCGCUUGCCGCCCAUGAAUGUCCCUCUAGAUGGACACUAUCCCCCCAAUACAAUGUUGGCCCAACAACAGGCAUCUUUGUCGAUGUCUCGACCUAGUUCUUCGGGACAUAUUGGACCACAGCCUGUGCCUUCUCCUCGUCUGGCUGCUCGGUCUAUAUCGCGACCCGGCUCUGCAUCCCAAAAGCACAUUGUAUCACAGGCUAUGCCUUCUCCCCAUCAACUAGCGGCAGAAAUUCAGCGACCUCGGUCCGGAUUCCAGGGGCAUUCUGGGUUGCAGCCGAUGUACUCUCCCCGACAAGUUCCUAGGGAAAUCCCUCACCGCGUCUCAGCCUAUGAAGGGCAUCCAAAUCAUCGUCCUGUUCCAUCACCGCGGCGUCCCUAUGCUGUUCCAGUGCAGCCGCCCGCAUCGCCUCAACAAUCUUUCAGUCACUUUUCCCAUCGAAGCCCUGAGAUGCAGGGACAGGGCUAUGUUUCCCAGCGUCAUUAUGCAUCAACUGGGACCUUGUCACCGCAAUUGUCAACAGCGGAAAAUCAAUUGCCACCCAUUCGAUUACCAAACAUCUCUCGUCCUCGAUCUGGAGCCCAGACAGCUCCAAACAUGAUCUCGCCGCCGCAGACCGCUGUGGGGGCUCGACCAGGACACUAUACGGGACAUCACCAGCCUACGCCGCAUAUUAUGCAAUCGCCGCGUCUAUCUGCGGCCGAAAUCUCUCGACCGCACACGGCAAGCAACAUGCAUCCUCCCCUGCCCACGAUGUCACCAAUCCUAGGGCACACAGAACCGCGUAGACCAAACUCAAGCUACGAUCAAAGCAUGCCUUUUCACGCCCCCUUGCCCACCAUGCUGCCAACCUAUUCGAACACAAGCUACCAGUCGUCGGCACCAUCUGCACACCAGUACGCCCAACCUAAUCGUCCUCAAGGUCACAUUCGAAGACAUUCCGAAAGCGCUUGUCACCCCCAACUCCAGCAGUAUGCACUCGCAGGCAGUCCGCAGAUAGCAAACUCUACGCCACGGUCCUAUCAGUCGCCUGAGCUCGAUCGGGGUCCGAGACGUAAUCCGGCUCAGGAUCCCUUCCUCCCUGAACUCUCUCCCCACGUUCGUAAGGCACUUCUGGAGCAAGUUAGAACAGACAGACUCGAUCUUAUCCCCUGCGACUUUCUCAACAACGAAAACAGGUAUCGAUGCCCUUUUUGCAAGGAAACGACUCUGGAGCCAACAGCGCUUAUCGAUCACAUCAAGAUGAGCUGUCCAAUGCUGGAGGAGAAGUAUAAACAGGACAAGAAUGAGCAGGCCAUUGAAGCGAAUCAAGCCAAGCGAGUCAAGCAAGCUAAGAGAAAGAGUCAGAUGGCCCAGGCAACGAAGAAUGCCCGAGUUCGGAGUUGAUUUGUUUAUUAUUGAUGUGAUUAUCCCACUAGAUAUCACUUUGCGAGCCUGGAAGGAAUGCCGUGGAAAUUGGCUGAAGCAUCUCAUUGCUUUUAAUCAGUACAGUCGCGAGCUGGUGUUUUUGUUAUUAGUUAUUACAAAAGUAGAUCCUUGAUCUUGAUAGGCGUGUUGAAGAAGAAUUAUGGAAGCAUAGGGAACACUUUCAGCUAGUCUUAUGGAUCAACAGUUCACAUAAGUACUCUAGAGUUGGUAAUUUAUCACGAAUCAGUUCUCAUAACACAAUCUCCGCUGCCAUCGUGACUGAAAGCUUUACUCGU